AUGCGGCCGGGCUGCUGCACAGGAUCCUUGAAGCGCAGUCUCUUCGCUCUUGUUGAAGUAGCAGUAGCUCUUGUUGAGGGCUCUUGCUGCUCAGUCUGUUUCCUUGGUUGCUUUGCUGCUUCUGCUGUUCUUGAGGAUCUGUUCUUGAAGAAGAGGCUGAUGGAGGGGCAAGAUCUGGUGAAGGAGCAAGACAACAGAGUGCUCACGAUUCCUCCAGGAUCUCUUCAACCGGAUCCCGGGAUUGAAAUCAAUAUGCAAAGCUUAUCAAUCCAAGAUCCAGAAGUUCUUCAUAUUCAGGCAGACCAAAAUAAGGAAGAGCAGGGACAAUAUAGCAGGUACAAUAUACUUAUGAAGCUUGCGGUUACUGGAGGAUCUCCGAGAGUUCUCUCUCUACAAGUGGUGCAGCAGUCCAUGUCUCGGGCCUGGAGAGAAAAUUAUCAUGGGAUUUCGCAGCUUUCAAGGUACAUCUUUGUUGCGCAUUUCCGCUCUUUGGAGGCAGCCAUGUUUGUGAUUACUCGUCAGCCCUGGAGUAUGGGUUUGGAUAAUUUCUUACUUGAGUGGAUGGAUCCAGAGGAUCAGACUAGAAAUAUUCAGGACUACAAGUUUGAUGUAAUCUUUGUCACUGUCCGUGUGUAUGGUGUUCCUCCAAGAUUCAGAUCCCAAGAGUUGUUAACUAAGAUUUUGCAAAGUGUUGGUCAAUUAUCAGAAUUUCAUCCAUUCAGUCAGGCUAUGAUUCAUGCAAAACCAGAUUACAUGUGGGGUACAAUCAAGGCUAAGGUAAAUAUCUCAGUAAGAGAUAGGAUUUGGGUCUCUUUUGCCAAAGAUCUUGCUGCUUGGAUAUACUUGUUUUAUGAAAGGAUUGGUCGAAUUUGCACUUUCUGUGGGCUCAUGUUUCAUAGUGUUCAGUAUUGUCCUACUAGGAACAAUCUCCUCAUUUCAAGGCAAAGGCUCCAGAUUUCUCUUGAUCAAAUUCCUUCAGUUAGGUUUGGUCAAUGGAUGGUUAAUGUCGAUCUCAUUCCGAAACACUUGAACUCUGAAAUACAGGAGGAUAUGGAUUCUUUCUCAUCUUUUCUGAAUCCGCAGCUAGUUCGAUUACAGAAACAAUUCAUGCAAAGUUCUAAGGGGAAAUCUAAGGUCUCUGAUGAGGGAGGUGUUUCACAAGUAGUUAAUAAAGAAUUAUCACCGAAGGAAAUUAAUAAGCAGAGGCAGCAACUUCAGCAAGGUGAUACAUCAAAAUAUUCAGAGAUGCAUUUGCAACAGAAGAAAUUUUAGAAGAAUGUUGUUCCUUCCAUGGUUGCUCAGUCUGCAGACCAUGGUCCAAGCGGUGAGGCAAUGGUGUCAGCCGAAGUUAGUUUGCCUCCACCUACUGCAGUUAAUGAGGAUGUGCAAACUAAGCAGUGCAACAGCGCGAGAGGCAAUACAGUUCAACUGCUCACAUCCUCAGCCCAGCAGUCUGCUUCUUUGUCUGUCCCGACUCAGCUGGGAGAUGCAAAUCAGUCUGGCCCAUUAACUCAGUCUCUUUUAGAUCUUCCAUACACACCUCAUGUUCAAGUAAACAUUCUUAAGCAAUGUUAUGGCCCAGAUUUGCAUCAGCAGAAUAUUCAACCUAGUCAGAUGCAUAAGGGACAGUCUACUUCUUUUGCUCAGUCCCCUUCUAUAAUCCCCUCGUCUUCAAUUCCAGAUGCCUUCCGCCAGAAUGCACCUACAAAUCCUAUUUCUCUCCCACAUUUGCCCAGUCUACCCACACACUCUACUGCUCACAUCAUUCAGACUUCUACUGCUACUACAAUUUCAGCUGCUAUGGAGGACAAAAUUCGUAGUGAGAAAGAGUCUUUUAUUCCUCUUUCUCCCCAUAAGUCUCCUCCAUCAGAUUCCCACCGCCUUUCGCUGGCCUCUCCUAGAUUCAGUCCCAAAAGGCCGUCAGAAUCGCUCUCUGGUUUGGCUCUCCCACCGCCAAAGCGGCUCGGGGUGCCUGGUGAUGGAGAAGGUGCUGAAGCGCAGAAGGGUUUCGCGGCUGAUGCGGGUCCGAUCGGAGUCGUGUCUCGUCCCAAGAGGCAGACUCAUACUGGAUUGGGCAUUCUCGGAGCUCCGCCUGCCGAUGUUCUUGUCCACGGCCCAGCAGCUCAAGCUGGUACUUUGGGAGCUGCCACGGUUGCCCUUGCUACACCCAAACAUACAUCAGAUAAGGGAGCCAGCUGUCGUUUUGGACUUAGCAAGUGGGACGUUCCUCCAUCUGGGAAGCGUACGGGUAUGCGUCCCCAUUUCAGUGGGAUUUCUCGCCAUCGUAUUAGUCAUUCCACUUGGCACCGUUCUGAUGGCACCUCUCAAAUGGGUUACAGCGCUGCUAUGUGUGGAAGCAGCAGUAAGGUUAUGACAAGCAUGAAUCUCGGGACCUCUAUUAGUCGGAGCGGAAUGGUUGAACAACGGAGCAAUGAGGCAGCUGCUUGCUAUGACCCAUGGCCAAUUCGGACUCCUACAGGAUCUAUUUCUGCAGAUUCAGACAAUUCCCGUCAAGGGGCUUUCUCUCCUCCUCAAGUGGAUCAUUUUAACAACAGGGGUGACUUGUCUGGAGCCGGAGCUCAAACCAUGAUGGAAGCUCAGGAUAACCUUAGUUCCUCUCGUCAUGGCGGCACAGUGGAUCUCAAGGGCAGUCAAACCGCGGAUGAAGUGGACUUUCGUGGUCAACAGAUUGCAGACAUGGCUCACUCCUCUUCUUGGGCAGCGGCGCAUGGCCCUAACGCGCCUCGGGCGCCAUGAGAGCCAUUGCUUGGAAUUGCCGAGGUAUGGGCCGGGGCCUCGGCAAUGACCGUAUGCUUUAAUUGGCUAAUUUGAUGCGGUCCGCGAAAUCUCAGAGGUGCUUCGGGAGGGCUUUGGCUGAUGUGGACCGAUGAUCUUAAAGUCUCUGUUCAUAGUGCUGCUUUCCACUACAUAUUAGCUAAAGUAGUUCAUGUAGCUUCGGGGGUCAAAUUUUGUUUGAUUUGUAUAUAUGGUGACCCGUACCAUAGGCAAACUAGUGCCAUCUGGGAUCAAGUUUCUACUUUUGUGUAUGAUAAUCUGGGUAUCCCCAUGAUGUGUUUGGGGGACUUGAAUGACAUCCUGUAUGAUAUUGAUGGUUGUAAUGGCUAUGUGAAUUACUAUCGUAUGCAUGCUUUC
Molecule: messenger RNA, 3153 nt
Organism: Triticum dicoccoides
Lineage: Eukaryota; Viridiplantae; Streptophyta; Magnoliopsida; Poales; Poaceae
Exons: 3
Coding region: 1-1272 (423 amino acids)
Source: RefSeq, a predicted model, not a curated record